AUGGCUCUCUUCCGCCUCUCCCGGCGGUACAGGAGCCUUCGAAAGGACAGCGAAGGAACCGAACUAAAAGAUUCACCGGUCACAUCGCAUCCCCUAGAUGGCGACGAUGCUCCUUUCAAUUUCGAACCGGGCAUCCCUGACACAGUGAGCUCACCGGAGCGGUUGGAUACGCAUUGGAAUCCUCCAUUUCUUAGGCUUUGGGUUCUUGCCACCUUCGCCGUCUUCUUCAUUGGGGUUAUUGUUGGGUUGCAGGCUGUGUACAGCGUCUCCGUCAACCAUGACGGGAUCGCGCGGACUGAUGAUAACAAGCAUUACCUGUGGACAUACGGCCCAACCGCAUUGUUUGUCCUCGUCACUGUCCUCUGGCGCCAGGUCGACUAUUCAGCCAAAUCAAUUCAGCCAUGGGCUGAAAUGGCCAAGGGUCCGCAGCCGGCCACAAACAGCCUCUUGUUAGACUAUGUCACACCCUUCCAGAUAGUGGCGCUGUGGAAGUCUCUUCGCAGUAGCCACUUCAGCGUGUCUUGCACCAUUGUGGUAUUCUUCCUCCUGAAAGUCAUCACCAUAGUUAGCACCGGUAUUUUCAGCUUGCGUUCCGUGCAACGAGACGAUGUUGGAACCCCAAUGGCGAUCAACAACACCUUCGAAGGCUCCAACUUUGACCAGGGGGCUUCUGUCGACUCGAGAGCUGCCUAUAUCGUCUUUGGUCAUCAGCAAUACAACGUCAGCCUUCCGACUGGCACAAUCGAUACCUAUGCCGCUCAAAGCUUUCACCCAAGCCAUGGAUUCAUUAAUGGCAGCCUCACCUACUCUGCUUUGGUUGAUGUCUUCAGUGCCAGUCUCGACUGCAAGUCGGGGAAACUUUCCCACACCUCAUCGUUUGAUUCUGGCUCCAAUGCUCCCACUGCGUCCUAUUACAAUACCUCAGUAUCUCUCCCUGACUGCCAGAUCUUCAAUGCCUCCCUCGAUGCUCCAGACUGGUACUAUCAGCCCAACGAUAAAGCCCACCGAUUCGGGUAUCGAGGUCUGUUGCAAAACGUCACCUGUGCGAAUCUGCCUCCCGACGACCCGAAACGAUUGCGCUACAUGGUUGCGGUGGCGUACUCCGAAGGUUUAUCUCAGAAUGAAAACAACAUGAUCAACUCGUCUAACAUUGUGUGCGUUCCCUCAUACUCGAUCCGGCAGGGCAUGGUCACCUUGGAUGCGGCAGGAAAUAUCAAAUCAGUCAAUUUGACUGGUUCCACCCGCCAGCUCGACGGCGUUGAUGGGAACGGCAUCGGAAAUGGUGUGUUGGCAACUGCACAGCAGGCGAGUUCAAUAAUGAGCGACGUCUCGCCCGACUUGGUUCUCGAUAGCUUUAUGACAUUGAUGCAACAAGAAACCGAGGCUUUCGUGCCGGAACAACUCCUUGAUUCCGAAUAUUUGAACAAGGCUGCCAAUACCGUGUUUGGAAAGAUUGCUGCACAGUUGGCUAACCUGUAUCUUCUCAAACCAACCACGUCGGAUCCCGCGCCAACUGUGGAAGGAACGGUGUCCAAAUAUGAGAAUCGCCUGGUCGCACGAGAGGAUCCUAUCAGGGCCAUGCAAGGGAUUGCAGGCGCCAUGCUUCUUAUCACCGUCAUUCUCCUGUUCAUCAUCCCUAGGGGAGUUGUUCCCAGAUCGGUGGAUUCCAUAGCUGCGUUGGCCGCCAUCUUGGCCCGAAGCCCGGCUCUUGAGAUAAGCCUCCGCGGAACAGGUCAUAUGAGUCUUGACCAAAUUGCAACGCUUCUCAGGCCCCAUCGAUACUUUACCCGGGUCGGUUAUGAAGAGGGUGUCCGCUCCUUUUCAAUCCAUGUCACCCCUGCCAGUGAAGAUGAGAAUAACCCGUACCGGGUGAACAUUGAUGCUAAGCAUGAAAAUGUAAAGUGGUCGCGACCUUUUGUCUUGAGAAGGAUCACUAUCUCAUUCGCUAUUUUGGCGUCGAUUGCAACCAUUAUUGCUCUCGAAGUUCUCCUCUCUCAGUCCCAAAAGAACAAUGGCCUGGGUAGCGUCAAUGGCGAUACCGCAACGAGGUACAGCUGGCUUUAUGCCCCUGUGCUUGUCUUUCUGCUUUUGGGAACUCUUUUCAACAUUCUCGAUUUCGAGAUUGAAUUCGUCGAAUCGUAUCAUGCACUUGCGAAAGGGUACUGCAAUGCGAAAUCGAGUUUGUUGUGGAACCCGACACGCCACGUUUCAGUCCAUGCCACUUGGAACGGCCUGAAGCACAAUAGAUUCGCUCUGACCGCAGCCUCGGCCUCGGCCAUCCUCGCCCCAUUUUUGACAAUUGUGGUUUCAGGGCUCUUCUCUACCAAGGCCACCCUUCAUCUCUCUCCUGUCCAGGUCACAGCUCUGAACUGGUUCAAUACUACCACACUGAUGAGCCCUUCGACAAACAUACCAGCUCUAGUCAUCGAAGGCAACAUGUCGUAUCCGCAGUGGACAUAUGAUGAGCUCGCAUUUCCGAAACUGGAGAUCGUCCAGAACAUCACAUCCCAAGGUGAACCAGGUGUUGUGUCUGUGGACACACCCGCCUUGAGAGGGGCGGCGACCUGCUACGCAGUUCCCCAAGACCGGUUGUUAGAGACCACCGUCCUGGGCGGCUACUUAACCAGUAACAUAUCCACCCCUGACGGAUGCGGCAACUCGGGCUUCAUCGACCAGCCGUAUCUGUGGCUUACGAACUCCUUGCCAAUUCCCGUGAACAGCUCCGGAUACUUUGGCCAAACACUAACCUUGGGCUUUGGGGCCCCGUCCUGUCCGACGCUGGCUCUCUACUAUGGCCAUGCCUCGGACAACAGAGCUGACAGUUUUGGCGCCAUCCUUUGCACACAAUACCUCGAGCGGGUUCAGGCAAAUGUGACUCUCCAACUUCCGGACUUGUCCAUCAGCACUGAACCGACAGUUCGUCCUGGCUCUGCGGCAAACUUCUCGAGUUGGUACAUGACUUUUCCGCAAUUCCAAAUUAUGAAUGUUUCCAAUCAAAAAGACGAGUUGGACAACGUGUUUAGCGCCAUGGUCUACGGGCGCGAUGGAGUGCCUGCCGCCGAGCUUCUGAAUGGCACUAAGUUGAUUGAGUCGUACCAACACCUAUACCGGCAGUACAUGGCACAGAUCGCAAGCCUGUAUCUGCGAACAGACUUCUCUACUUUGUCAAACAACGCGACGGAGACGGUCGCCAAUCCACUCCAAGCGACGUAUACCGACCCCAGUCGCCUUCGCCUGGUACAAUCAUCCCUAUCAACACACCUACUCGUCGGGGUCAUGGCAGCCUUGCUCAUCUGUGCGGCUACGAUUUUCAUCACUGUCGACAUGAGAAAUGUCCUACCCAAACCGAUGGGGAGUUUGGCAGCGGUGGCAAGCUUGCUAGCGGGAAGCCGACUCGUGGACGGGAAAUCUGGUUUAACCCCGAAAGGCUCCGAAUUCUGGAGUGACGGUGACUGGGAAAGGAGUGGGGUUUGGCAAGGCCAGAUGUUCCGAAUGGGAUGGUGGGACAAGUUCAAUGAGCCGGCUGAAUCAUGGAGCGCAAGACAACCAGAUAUGGUGGGGGGCACACUGCGAGAUGAUGCAGAAAUCACGUCCGAUCCCGACCUCGUGCCGGCUGGCCGCGCACUGGGGGCUUUCAGGAUUGAUGCACGUCCGACCAUAGUUGCAUGA
Messenger RNA from Capronia epimyces CBS 606.96, 3669 nucleotides. RefSeq lists its product as uncharacterized. The coding region runs from base 1 to 3669 and encodes 1222 amino acids. The transcript has a single exon. Lineage: Eukaryota; Fungi; Ascomycota; Eurotiomycetes; Chaetothyriales; Herpotrichiellaceae. The record is from RefSeq and is a predicted model, not a curated record.